Gossypium arboreum is the source of this 831-nucleotide messenger RNA. RefSeq names its product methylsterol monooxygenase 1-2-like. The transcript is spliced from 5 exons. Gene Ontology annotation, biological process: sterol biosynthetic process. Lineage: Eukaryota; Viridiplantae; Streptophyta; Magnoliopsida; Malvales; Malvaceae. The record is from RefSeq and is a predicted model, not a curated record. Gene Ontology annotation, molecular function: iron ion binding; C-4 methylsterol oxidase activity. Bases 1 to 831 code for a protein of 276 amino acids.
AUGUUGUCGUAUGACAACCUUGAAGGGGUGGAAUUAGCAUUAAAGAGGAGCUUAACGGUGGCAAAGAGAUUAUGGUUUAGUUAUUUGGCUCAUAAAUCCGAUUACAUAUUGUAUACACAUAAUUGUUUAUUUGUGUUUUUGGUGUUUUCUUUGGUACCGUUGCCCUGGGCAUUAGUGGAGUUGUAUUGGUUCUACGCCGUCGAUAGAUUCAAGCUUCAACCGAGAGUGAAGAGAUCGUUCCCGGAGUUGUUUAAAUGUUACAAAGAUGUUCUUCAUCAGUUUAUCUUUGUGGUUGCCCCUCUCAUUAUUGUUUCUUUCCCUGUUUUAGAGUGGGUUGGGAUUCAUACGAGUUUGCCACUGCUAACAAAAUGGGAGGUAAUUAGCCAAUUGAUAGUGUAUUUUCUAGUGGAGGACUACACCAACUAUUGGAUUCAUCGGUUCCUACAUGCGCUACAAUGGGGUUACGAGAAAAUUAAUUACAUUCAUCAUGAAUAUAAUGCCCCAAUAGGGUUUGCAACACCUUAUACCCAUUGGGUUGAAAUCUUAAUUUUGGGGAUCCUAACAUUCCUUGGUCUAGCUAAGGUUCCAUGCCAUAUGAUCACAUUAUGGCUAUGGUCAUCUCUAUGCCAAGUUAAAGCCAUCGAGACCCACAGAGGGUAUAAUUUUCCUUGGAAUUCCACCAAAUUGAUACCAUUUUAUGGAGGGCUAGCGUAUCAUGAUUUUCAUCACUUUGCUGGGAGACAAUGCCAAAGCAAUUUUGCCUCUAUUUUUACAUAUUGUGAUUAUCUAUAUGGAAUAGACAAGCUUGAGGAGCAAGUGAAGAAGCACUAA